UGCGACGGUCUUGAAACAAACAACUUGGACAAACAGCAUGGUAGUGACUGAAGAAUAGUUGAAGUGGAAAGUUCCUUGUUUUUCACAAUUUUGCUCAGAACUGCUUUUUUGUUCUUGAUGAUGGGGAAUGCACGGAGAAUGUGAGGGCACAUGUAUUUAGCUUAGCACAGCUGAGCGAAGAUGUAAUUUACAUGUAUGGGACAACUGGGCUUGACAUCUAAAUCUGUACUUGGGUAAUGUUACGUGUAAUGGUGGUUGUUUAUUUCAGCUGAUUUAGCCUAAAGUAAUGGAAAGAUACGUUUUAAACCUCGGCUCCGCGUAUGGGGUGCACUGUAGUAAAGAAAUAAAUGGAAAAUGCAUUCUCUGAAGAGACGUUUAAGCCAGAGAUGGCAUCGAACAGACAACGAGGCCGCGGUCGCCGAAUCUUGUCAGAAUGAGAAUGUCGAAGAAGCCUUACUCACUUCUCAGGCAACUGCGCUUUUACCCCACACAGAAAGUGCUUGUCGAGCGGUGGAGGACUACAGUACAGGAGAGCUACAUUUUAUUGUAGACUAUGUCGGCUCUGCACAGAUAUCUGAGGCGAAAUCUGUAACGCGAAUGAUGGAAACCCUGAAGAGGAUUAAAAAACAACAGAUACGAAGUAUCAGAGUUAAUUUCACAAUACGGGACGGGAUUCUUUUAGUAUCUAGCGUAGAUUCUAACUCUCUGAUCCUUACAGCGCCGCUAUAUGCUAUCGCGUUGUGUGUUCAAGAGCAGCUUCGGGGAUUCGAUAGUACUUUCGGCUUGAAUAUCACGCGAAAGAAAACCCAUAUGUGUCACGUUUUUCAAGCUGGAUCACAACUGGAGGCAGCUAGUAUUGUGAGAACUGUGGCUCUAGCCUUCAAAGCCAUUGGCAAACUAACCAGAGAAAAAGUGGAAAGGGAAUCACGUAGGGCUAGAAGAACUUACUCUGUCAGUAGUUCUGAGCGUACUCGCACUAACUCUGAAGUCUCAACAACUUCUACAAUUGGCAGUUCAUCUCUAGAACAUAGACAUCCUCAUGUAAAGUGGAAACAUGGCAUUGAAAGUUCAUCUGGUCGGAGAUCUCCUCAUGGGAAGAAAUAUACCAAAAGUUCCACCAGUCCCUCUAUUCUUCGUCAUCCCACCAGUACACACACUUCCGGACGGCAUGUUGAAUUUUCUGCAUUGUCACCUGUGCCUUCUGAUGGUAGUGACAGCGAUGGCAAGGAGGCAUCUGCUCUGCAGUUAAAACAACCUCUUCUCAAUUGCCAAAUCUCUGUUCAAGCUGAUAUACAUACAUACCCAUCCACUGAGGACGAACCUCCCAUAUGGGUGAAAAGAGCAGAGCCAAUGAGAAGGACUGGUUUGUCAGAUGUGGAAAAUGAUGCAACUAAGGCUAGUUCUUCAAAACAUGAACCAUCUAUGAGAUUUAACCACACAGAAGAAAUGCAACCUCAGUUUUCAGAGCCUAUCAUUGCAACAGAAAAUUCACCCCCUACGCUUUCUCCUCCAAUAAAACAAAAGAAUAAUUUUUCAGGUGAUUUUUCUGGGGACAGAAAAAUUAGAAAAAGUAGGAAGCUGGAGCUGCAGGAGGUCCCAGAGAAAAAUUUGAGAGAAUAUGACACCUCAGUUUGCAUUGAGAAGGAAGUUGCCACAGAAAACUUUGUCGUGCCUUGGACAACUGCUCUCCUUCCCAAUGAGACCUUUCAAAAAGACACUGUUAACUCCCCCGAUAGUCUAUCAUCAAAUUUUGCCAAGUACAGAGGAAAUCAACCUCAAGACAUGUCCUUACCUUUGUCUGACAGUGAAGGACCAGAAGAUCUUGAUGCAAUCCAUGAUACAGUAGCUGCUGUGCAAAAAGGGGAAAAGACAGUUGUUGAGAAGUUUAUUGACAGUGGCAUAUCUGUAGAUUCCCAUGACUCGGCUAGGAGAAGUUUAUUAUACUAUGCUGUGUCGCUAGGUGAUGUAGAGAUGUCACAGUUUCUGUUGAAGAGGGGUGCAGAUAUAAACUGGGAAGGACCAGAUGAUAAGUCUCCUCUGCACGUUGCAGCAUCAGCAGGAAACAGAGCUGUUACUCAGUUACUUCUUGGUUAUGGAGCAAAUGUUAGAGCUAAAGACAACAACUUUUGUACACCACUUCAUAUGUCAGCUGAACACAGGAGCAAGUUGGAAGUGUCCAUCCUUCUGGUAGAACAUGGAGCAAGAAUCUAUGAGAACAAUAUCCAUGGGGUGCGACCAGUUGACCUAGAACCGGAGCUUAAAGAGAUGCAGAGACUCCUUGUACAGUCAGCCUGUGAAGCUUUUGCUGCAGCAGACAUUACCAAAUCGCGAUCAAAUUCAGGAGCUUCAUCAAUCAACCAGGGUUCAGUCAGUUCAAAUGUUAAAUCUAAGGCUGGUGUGCAGUCACCUGCAACCGAGCGGGUAUCUGCUUUACGAAGAGGACUGUUCCAACACAGAAGAUCUUCAAGUUUGUGCUCCAUAUCGGGUGGGCAUGGAAGUCCAGAGACUGGGAGAAGAAAGCACUGUAUCAAGAGAUCAGAAAGCAUUCAUAUUGCCCGAACGCUGAGUCCUCUGCUUGCCAAUUCUAGAAGAGGGGGCCUUAUGCGCAUGCAUAGUUUUCACAGAACAACUCAGGAUCAAACACAGACUGCUGACAUACAUGCAGAUCAGACAGAUCAGAAAAAUUCUGCAGACCAGCAGCUUUCUGUUGUUAAACUAACUGACUCUCUGUUAGAAGGAGUAAACCUCAAAAAAGAUUUUUCACGCAACAAAACAGCUAUGGAAUCAACAGUCGAGCCAAAGGAGACAUGCAUCUCAUCUGUAAACACAAUAGAUACACACACUGCAAAUGCAGAAGAACAGAGAAUGGAUUCUGCUUUGAAGCUCGAUCCUCCUGUUGAAACACUUGAGCAGAACACAGCUGUAGUAACAAUGCACCAAUUUCCAAAUGAUGUUUUAAGUUCUGAUUUUCAAACAAGUCCCUUAAAGCAAUCAUCAGACAUGACUGGAUCAAGUGAGCCCUUGCAUGCUUCACCUGAAGCCAGUCUUCUCUCUCCUUUCAUUCCAAAGAAACGUUCCAUUGAAAAACAAAGACCUGUAUCAGAUCUCAUUCAAUUAGGGGAAAACCCAGAGGCUAUUGAAGAUAAAAUAGGUUCAGUGGAAAUGAAUAAAGAUGUUGUUGCUAAUAAUCUGCCUUCUGAAAAAGUUCAGCCCAUAGAGGAAACCAGUGAAGCAAAAGGAUUAGAAAGACAGCUGUCAAAUCCUAGGCAGCCUAGUUUGGAGUCAGAUCAGUCUGUGAGCUGUCGGAGAAGCACAUCUGAAUGUGAGGAUAGCUCCUUUAUAAGCACUGGCUCCAACUACAUCAGAGAUGUUGAUCCUUUGAUUGACGCUCUUCAACCAGUGGUUCAUCUGUCAGGCAAUCCUGAAUGCCACUCCAGUUUACUGGCUUAUUUAUGUCUUCCUAAAGCAUCUGGUCAGCUCAUUACCCUAUCACACAUGGACUCUGGCUCAUCUCUGAUUAACAACCACAUUGCAGUGCUGAUUGGUAAUCUUUUCAAUCUGGAAGGGGCAGACAGCCGCAAGAGAUCAGUUGAAGCUGGCCUCAUUGAAACAGUUUUGAAACUUGUGGACAGUCCUGAACCUAUUCAGAGCACAUGUUUGUCAAUUUUACAAAGUAUCCUUGACUUCAACAACGAUCAAGAAUUCUCCACAGCCUUGAAGACUAUUCCCCUGGAGCCUUUGUUAAGCUUAUUGCAGAUCAGUGAUGUUGACAGUGGUGCAUUUGACCUGCGACAGACAGACUCACCCCCUCCUUAUCCCUCAGCCAGUCAUGACAGGCAAAGAUAUCGCAAGAGAAGCACUUGUAGUCAGAGUUCUUGUGAUGAGCGGGCGAGAGAAAUGUCCCCAAUAGUCCAAAGAGGCUCUGUACAGAGAAAUAACUCUGGAGCAUCAGAUGCGCGAUCUGACUUCUGGCCACAACAUGGCUGUUAUGUGCUGCAGAAAAAGAACAGCAUAUGCAGUGUGGGAAGUUCAGCGGAUGGGGAUCAUUCAUUCCCUCUCUACAGCCCUGGAUUUGGUCAUAACCACCUUCCAUUAAUGGAUCUGCACUCCAAAACAAUGCCUAGAGUAGUUGCCACAAAAAUGCUGUCAGCCAGCAGUAUUCAUCCAAAGAUGCAGAUGGAACUUGGCAAGACAAGGCCACUUUCCUUACUUCUGGACACACUGACAGACGGUAACCCGGAAAUUGUGAUAUACUGUGUUGCAACUAUAGCAAACAUUGCAAUGAAUGUGGACAAUCAUAUGCAGAUUGAUUUGGCUGGAGGUGUUGAUGGCCUUAAACAAAUGCUGAGCUAUGGAGAUGCAAGAGUACGAUACCAUGCCGCUCGUGGCUUAAUUUAUCUUGGUUACAUUGAUGUCGGAGGAGUUUAUCUCUUUAAACGUGUUCCAGGUGAUGAAAAGCUUGACGUUUUGUUCUCAGAGUCAACCACUGGAGAGGAACACCUCUAUGUCAGAGGGGCUACAGUGGAGAAAAUCGUUGAGAUCAUCACUAAUAACCCGUCCCUUUUGUGGGGUGGUUUGACUCUACCACCUUGGUCUGGACGCUCAAAGAAACAUUCCUGGUACAAAUCCAGCAGCUCUGGAAACAAACACAUGCCUAGUGAUGACCACAUUGUGGAUUUUUUGCUGACAACUUACAAGAGCUAUGUACAUCCCUCCAUCCUUAUGAGAUUGCUGCUUCAUAGAUUUCAUGACCCCUGGUUUGGCAAGUACUUUGAUGGAGACCCGUCCACUGGGCAGAUGCAAGACUACAGUCCACUUCCUGUAUUGCACAUUCAUUUGAUGAGAUUAUGGACAGCCUGGCUUGAAAAAUGUCCUGAAGAGUUUGUUAGUAACCCUGUAAUAGCAUCCGAGCUGAACGAAGUUAUACAUCCUCUAAGAAAGGCUGGUGGUCCCUACCUUCCGUGUGCAGAAAUCUUGGCAGAUCUCAUCCAGACCCUGAUAGAAAGGGAACGAAAGAAGCACCACCGGGACAGAUUCCAGGCAAACCAUUGUCACCAUGCCAUUCUUUAUGAACAGUGUCAAAAAGCAGUCGUAAGCGGAAGCUUGCCUUGUGCGGUUGAGGAUUCUAUUUACCUGAGUGCACUACAACUAUAUAUUGAGGAUCUUCUCCCAGUGGAGGUGCGGGGAAAGCAACGUCUCUUUCAACCCUCCAGUAGAGAGAAGUUAUCAGUUUCUCGUAUCAAGUUGAGUUUGCAUCCAUCUAUGUAGAAAGUAAAGAAUAUGGGAAAAAGAAUCAAGGCUCAGUACGAACAGUUUGUGACCAGCGGUAUGUCGGAGAGGAAUGGUAAACACAACUACAUCGACUACUGUCAGGCUAUGCCAGGAUACGGCUGCCAGUUUUACAAGCUGAAGGAAUGUUUGGGAACUGACAACCCCAGGGGUGGUCCCCUAAGAUGUUACUUUGGGGUCAGUCCUCGGAAGAUCACAAUUUUGGACGAGAAAACAAAGGCUGUUAUUGGAACGUGGCAGUCCAAGGAACUGAAAAGGUGGCGGUCUUUAGCAGAAGACACCCGACUCCGCUUAGAAUUCAUUAACAAGACGUUCGAAUUUGUGUUAGAAAACAAAGGUGUGUUCAAAGAAAUCAAUGAUGCGCUUCUGCUGUGCACUAAAGUUGAGUUACAGAUUCUUGCGGGGCAGGAUUUUUCUCCAUGGAGUAAAUACGCUGAGGAAACUGAAAUGUGGGGACAACAGGCCUUGGAAGCUGUUGCUCGAAAACCUGCGUUUUACUCUGAUAAGUAUGAAAGCGACUCAGGGGUUUCCAGAUUAAGGGCUAUCUCCUUAGCUUCUUCUGUUCCUGAUCAGUAUGCAGCUAAAGUGAGAAGGCAUCUGUCCACUCUAGCAAAGCUGUCUUCUUCCGCGCCGUAUCAGCAAGGAGCAUUACAGCAGAAAUGUGACCGAGAUGAUGUCAUGGCUCUAAAGACUAGUGCAGAGGCUGUUUUGCCUGCCACAGGAGCAGCUAUCUCAGUUGCUGGCAGUCCUGGCAACGUAUCAGUGGCGUCCCAUGCAUCCGGAGACCUUCUUUUGGGCUCCUUACAGAGCACUUUAGACCCAAAUAAGGGCUCUUGGGAGCCAGGGUCACUUCCGACAAGCGAUCAGAGGAGACCAUCGAGUAAGGAACUUGACGCGUGUUUAGGAAGCAGUGAAGCAAGCGCUGAUGACUCCAAUUCGCCAACAGAGCGCCACGCUCUCGACCCUUCGGGCUCUUUCCCUGUGGGACAGGACUUGAGGAAUUUGGCAUCCAGCGAUCGCCGCCCCAAGUAUUCAGCAAAUAGUAACGCUUCUUCAUUGGGGAGUGAUACGCCCAGUUCAGGACAAACCACGCCCACGUACAAGGGACCGUUUAGUUCGACGCUACGCGACGAUGACGAUUUUGAAAGUGUAAAUCGGUCUUUCGGUCAGAGCUCUAAUGGACUGUUGUUAAUUUGUCAAUGCCCCCCAGACGCUGAGUUGCCGGGAUUCGAUCGGCGAGACUUCUCGCCUUUUGACUUGCUUCAACAUCCCAAGGAGUUGGCACGACAGAUCACACUUAUUGACCACGAGUGUUUCUGUGCAGUGUCGUCAGCUGACAUCCAGAAGAAGAUUGCCAUGGGAACGGGCAAGAAACGGAAGGUGCCACCUGAAGAAAGACUGUCUGUGGAGAAAGUUGCUGACAGAUUCAAUCAGCUGAGUACCUGGGUAGCAGCCACGAUUGUUACAGAAAAAUCAGUGGAGAAGCGUGCCACAAUGUUCAUUAACUUCAUCGAAACAGCCAAGCUGUGUUUAGAGUUGAGAAACUUUAACGCUGUAAUGGCUAUUGUUGUGGCGGCUCUGGGCAGUGCACCUGUGAGACGACUUCACAAAACAAAAGAGCUCGUUCCCAAAGAAGUCCUAGAGCAGUACGCCAAGAUGGAAAUACUUAUGGAUACAAAAGAUAACUAUAAACGAUAUCGACAAGCCCUUGGCUCUUCUCCUACUCCUUCAGUCCCGUACUUUGGUGUUUAUAUGAAAGAUCUGACCUUCAUUGCAGAAGGAAAUCCCGACUUCUUUAAGGGUGGUCUCAUCAAUCUGACGAAACGAAGACAGAUUUACCUUGUGAUCGAUGAAAUAAGACGUUUCCAGAAGGAUGUUUAUAAUUUUCAAGAGGUGUCUGAGAUCCGAGACUACCUCGCCAACGAGAAGAUUCACACAGAGAAAGAGCUGUAUGAUAUCUCGUGCCAGUUCGAGCCAGGCCUCCCUCGGAGACACUCUGAAGCCGACAAAUCCUCCAUAUCGCGCCCAGUCCCACAGUUCAAGUCGAGCACGGUCGGCCGCAUGGCGGGAAAGAGAUGUAUGAGUCUGUCCCGGAGCUCGACCUUGGAAGCCGCCAUGCCAGAUUCAACGUGUUAACGUCACACUGACGUCAAUAAAUUUUUGACGUCACUAAAGCUUAAAAGUAUGACAGUGAAAGUGCUGCUUUGGAAGAAAAGAUUUAUCGAUAAUAAUUUAUCAAAUUUGAUUAUAAUUUAUCAAAACCUUUUGACAGAGGGAACGGCACAUUUGGAAAUUGACUUUGAAGUCUUGCAUUGUUUCUCUGAUCAAUUUCAGUGCGAGAUGCGAACGUAUUUUGUCCUACAGAGAUGUAUACACUGAUAUGAAGUUUUUCAUGUUGUAAAUAGUUUUACGUAGGUCCAAUUGUUGUUUACAGUGAUGAUUUUAUAAAGCUAUUUUCAUGGACUUUGAACUCGUUCCGUUGGAAAAUCGUCAUUCUCAGCCCCUUGUUAGCCUAACACAAGGUUUCGUCUUACGUCUCUACUGUCAUAUUUAUUUAUCCACAUUUGAGUCUCUGAGGGUCGUAACCUUCAUCCUAUGAAUAAAUUGCUGUAUUUACAGUGGACGUUAUUAAAAAUAGACUGUAAGAAA
Messenger RNA from Stylophora pistillata, 7938 nucleotides. RefSeq lists its product as uncharacterized. Gene Ontology annotation, cellular component: plasma membrane. The record is from RefSeq and is a predicted model, not a curated record. Gene Ontology annotation, molecular function: guanyl-nucleotide exchange factor activity; protein binding. Lineage: Eukaryota; Metazoa; Cnidaria; Anthozoa; Scleractinia; Pocilloporidae. Gene Ontology annotation, biological process: Ras protein signal transduction.